AUGACAGGUUUUCACUCCUGUUACUUAGAGCAAUUAAGAUUUUGCUAUCGUGUGCUCGAGGACUGGGUUCGCCACAACCACCUCCGGCCCUUCCCCGACUCGGCUUCAGUCAGCAGCCCAGACACUGCUGCCACUAUGGUCGGGCGUCUCAAUACCAAUGGUCAUUCGCUCACUGGUCGUCUGCCAGCCGGCUGGCCUCUGGCUAACAGCAUAUAUUCAAUUUGUCAAACUCCGGUGCUGGCGCUGCCUCCUCGACUGGCCACUAUUGCUGUAUCGGCCGCCAUGGCCAAAGAUACUGGUGGUGUCAUGGGCUCUUCUCCACCGGGUGCCCGUCUUACUCAUCCAAGACUGGUUGGUGAUGCUCACUUCGAUGCAGAGCGAGUCUCGCACUUGCCUGACGCUAACAGUAGCAACGUUGGAGACCUACAUGAGGUGGAGGCAAAUUCUCAGACCCAAGUCCCAACAUUUUACCGUUAUUUCGAGGAUGAACUGCAUUAUCUGGCUGCAAAGCCGUUCUAG
Messenger RNA from Protopolystoma xenopodis, 519 nucleotides. NCBI's taxonomy places the organism in Eukaryota, Metazoa, Platyhelminthes, Monogenea, Polystomatidea, Polystomatidae. The record is from the annotation of a GenBank genome assembly.